GCGGCCGCGGGAGCCUCCGGAGCAAGAGCUGCAGCGCCGCCGGGAACAGAGGCGGCGGCGACACGACGCGCAGCAGCUGCAGCAGCUCAAGCACCUGGAGUCCUUGUGAGUCCGUCACGCCCGCCCCCGACUAAUGCGAGGAAUGGGGUCGGGGCCCGCGGUCGCGCGGCGGAGCCCGCCCGGCGUUGGAGACCUGCGAGUGGGCAGUUAUGAAAAACCUCCUCCUGGACUUAUCAAGGAAGAUGAGACUAAGCCAGAAGACUGUAUACCAGAUGUCCCAGGCAAUGAACAUGCCAGGGAAUUUCUGGCCCACGCACCAACCAAAGGACUUUGGAUGCCACUGGGGAAAGAAGUCAAAGUCAUGCAGUGUUGGCGUUGUAAACGGUAUGGUCACCGAACGGGCGACAAAGAAUGCCCUUUCUUUAUCAAAGGCAACCAAAAGUUAGAACAGUUCAGAGUAGCACAUGAAGAUCCCAUGUACGACAUCAUUCGAGAGAAUAAAAGACAUGAAAAGGAUGUAAGGAUACAACAGUUAAAACAGUUACUGGAGGAUUCAACAUCAGAUGAAGAUGGGAGCAGCUCCAGUUCCUCAGAAUGUAAAGAGAAACACAAGAAAAAGAAGAAGAAAGAGAAGCAUAAGAAAAAGAAGAAAGAAAAGAAAAAGAAGAAAAAACGAAAGCAUAAGUCUUCCAAGUCAAAUGAGAGUUCAGACUCAGAGUGACAAGAGCUUGACUUGUUCAACAUUCUCUUCUCAGAAAUCAAACACCGUGGCCAAAGAGCAGAGGAAUGUGGAAUCAGAGAGGAAUAGGAGAGAGAGACACCAAGAGAGGAGGAGAUUUGGUGUCACAGGUGUGAAUUCUCACCUACCUUCCAGUAAAGAUGUGACCCCCAGAAGAGUGAGUUGUAUCUUGCCAGGUGCUAGCUCUGGACAGAGGCUGAUUUCAGGCUGGAAAGCUUUUCUCAUUGUUCUCCUCCCUGCUGAUCACUGUGGGUCCUGAUUCCUUAGAAAUGCCUCUGGCAGGGUGGCCAGACUAAGGGAAUCUCUGAGGAAGCUCUUCCAGGUGCUGCCACAGCUUCCACCCUCCAUGGUGGGGCUACUUAAUACCCUUAGAUUUCAGGCUUGACUUUCCUCUGUUGUUGAGGAUAAUAAAAGCUAGUUAUUUAUUUUUUUAAUGUA
Globicephala melas (long-finned pilot whale) is the source of this 1177-nucleotide messenger RNA. The record is from RefSeq and is a predicted model, not a curated record. Lineage: Eukaryota; Metazoa; Chordata; Mammalia; Artiodactyla; Delphinidae.